GACCGGAAGCACCAGCUGCCAUUCAAUUUUGUGAGACUGCAGGAGUUUUGUGCUAAUAUACAGCGUUUUGUUUUGCACAUAUAAAACGGCAUUUCCAGUUCCGACCUAAACACUUCAUAGGAAGAACAUCAUUAUGUGUAAUUGACUGCGGUGUUUACAUUUCAAGUCAUGUCUUUCCAUCAAGACCGUGGUGCCCCCAGAAGUGGAGGAGAUGGAAUGCCCCUUGACCAAAACUACCGACCUGCCAACCUGAGGCCCCCGCAGCCUCCCCUGGCGCCAUACACCUAUGACCCCCAAACUCCUCCCACACCAGGCUACCAUGGCAACAGCAGCUACAUGCCUCCCCACCCGGACUUCAUGCAAUAUCUGCCUCCGCCGCCACCCCAUACUCCCGCUUCUCUUCACCCUUGCCCCGUGCGUCCGCCCUUCCCCAAGCCGCCCGUGGGAGGCUUCCCCGACCCCCCACCCAGUUUUCCGCCGCCUCCUCUGCCCUUAGUCACCGGCGCUUCCCCCAGGUGACGCAGCAUGCCUCACUCUUACAUGAUGCCGCCCGUGCCUCCCCCGCCCAUGCCUCCCCCGCCCAUGCCGCCCCCCAUGAGUUUCCCGCCUCCGUACGCCAUGGGCUACCCUCCUUUCCCUCCCCCUGGCUUCAGCCCCGGCUACGCCCCCGGCCCCACGUCAUUCAAAGCCGACCAGAGCUUCCACCGCAGGGGGCCGUACAAAUACGAGAAACCCGCCGACGGCAGGCGGUCCCCCGAUAGAAGAUAUCGCCACGACGACCACCGACAGAGGGGCUACGGUGACAAACAAGAGAGGAAGGACCGCGGCAGAAGUCCAGACAGACACGGACGAUCCGACGGCGGGAGGUACAGGUCCCACUAUGACAGAGAACGAUCCCCUGGAAGACACCGGAGCCGGGAUCAUAGCAGAGAGCGCUAUCGACACAGAGAGAGUCGGAGAUCCCAGUCGCCUGACCGACACAGAAAGAGGCCUCGCAGCCGCUCCACAAGCAGAGACCGGAAGCGCGCCCGCUGGGAGGAGGAGAGGGAUCGCAGGUCCGAGGCCUCGUCAGUUGUGAGCCGAGACCGCGGCUACUCCUCCGCCCGCAGCCGAGAAUCUGAGGAGACCGUCGCCGACCAAGAGCGGGAAGCGGAGCGGGAAAAGGAGAAAGUGGAUGAAGAGAAGGAGGAAGAAGACCUGCUGAAGCCCGCCUGGAUCCGCUGCACCCACGCUGAGAACUAUUACUCCAAUGACCCCAUGGAUCAAGUGGGGGAUUCCACAGUGGUCGGGACGAGUAAACUGCGAGACCUGUAUGAGCAUUUCGAGGAGGAGCUGGGCAGGAGGCAGGAGCGAGCCAAGGAAGCUCGACCCAAAUGGGAACCGCCAAAGACCAAACUGGAUGAAAAUCCAGGUGUCAGCAGCAGCGAAUCGGACUGCGAGUCCGACGGUGAAGGAAGUUCUUGCUCCAGCGGCUCGGAUUUGGAUGUUUUUGACGUCAUCGCAGAGAUCAAGAGGAAGAAAGCGCACCCCGACCGACUUCACGAGGAGCUGUGGUACAACGAUCCGGGACAGAUGAAUGAUGGUCCUCUGUGCAAGUGCAGCGCCAAGGCCAGACGCACCGGGAUACGCCACAGCAUCUACCCGGGGGAGGAGCCUGCCAAACUGUGUCGAGGCAUGAACAACAACACCGGCAAGCUGUUCCACUACAGGAUCACCGUGUCUCCUCCCACCAACUUCCUGACGGACCGGCCCACCGUGAUCGAGUACGACGACCACGAGUAUCUCUUUGAAGGCUUCUCUCUCUUCUCCCAUGUGCCACUCGCCAACAUUCCAUUGUGCCGGGUGAUCCGCUUCAACAUAGAUUACACCAUCCACUUCAUAGAGGAGAUGACGCCCGAGAACUACUGCGUCCAGGGCCUGGAGCUGUUCGCCUCAUACCUCUUCCAGGACAUACUGGAGCUGUACGACUGGAACCUGACGGAUCCAAAUUUGGACAAUGACCCCAGUGAAUCAUGCCAGCGGUUCCACUUCAUGCCUCGGUUUGUUCGCUUCCUACCAGACGGGGGCAAGGAGGUGUUGUCCAUGCACCAGGUGCUGCUCUACCUCCUGCGCAGCAGCAAACCUCUGGUCCCCGAGGAGGAGAUUGCCGACAUGCUGCAGUGGGAGGAGCUGGAGUGGCAGAAGUAUGCGGAGGAGUGCAAGGGCAUGAUCGUCACCAACCCGGGCUCGAAACCGAGCUCGGUGCGAAUCGACCAGCUGGACCGGGAGCAGUUCAACCCAGACGUCAUCACCUUCCCCGUCAUCGUUCAUUUCGGGAUACGACCUGCUCAGCUCAGCUACGCUGGAGACCCUCAGUACCAGAAGCUAUGGAAGAGCUAUGUGAAACUGCGCCACCUGCUGGCCAACAGCCCCAAAGUCAAGCAACUGGACAAGCAGAAGCUGAUGCAGAGAGAGGAAGCUCUUCAGAAGAUCCGUCAGAAGAACACCAUGCGCCGCGAGGUGACAGUGGAGCUCAGCAGCCAGGGAUUCUGGAAGACUGGCAUCCGCUCCGAUGUCUGUCAGCACGCCAUGAUGCUGCCCGUCCUCACCCAUCACGUCCGCUACCACCAGUGUCUCAUGCACCUGGACAAGCUCAUCGGCUACGUCUUCAGGGAGCGCUGCCUCCUGCAGCUGGCCAUGACGCAUCCCAGCCACCAUCUCAACUUCGGCAUGAACCCCGACCACGCUCGCAACUCACUCUCCAACUGCGGCAUCCGCCAGCCCAAAUAUGGCGACAGGAAAGUUCACCACAUGUACAUGCGGAAGAAGGGAAUCAACACGUUGAUUAACAUCAUGUCUCGCCUGGGACAAGAUGACCCCUCCCCCUCCAGGAUCAAUCACAACGAGAGGCUGGAGUUCCUCGGCGAUGCAGUCGUGGAGUUUCUCACCAGUGUCCACUUGUACUACCUCUUUCCCACCUUGGAGGAAGGAGGCCUGGCCACCUACAGAACAGCCAUAGUGCAGAACCAGCACCUCGCCAUGCUCGCUAAGAAACUGGAGUUGGAUCGCUUCAUGCUCUACGCUCACGGACCAGAUCUGUGCCGGGAGUCGGACCUGCGACACGCCAUGGCGAACUGCUUUGAGGCCCUCAUUGGUGCUGUGUAUUUAGAGGGCGGCUUGGAGGAGGCCCGGCAGCUCUUUGGAAGGCUGCUCUUCAACGGCCAGGACCUGCGGGACGUCUGGCUCAACUACCCGUCGCACCCUCUGCAGGUCCAGGAGCCGCAGACGGACAGGCAGCUGGUGGAGACGUCACCCGUCCUGCAGAAACUGACCGGCUUCGAGGACUCCAUCGGGGUGCUGUUCACGCACGUGCGCCUGCUGGCCCGAGCCUUCACGCUGCGGACGGUGGGCUUCAACCACCUGACGCUGGGCCACAACCAGAGGAUGGAGUUCCUGGGAGAUUCCAUCAUGCAGCUGGUGGCCACUGAGUACCUCUUCAUCCACUUCCCCGACCACCAUGAGGGACAUUUAACACUCUUGCGCAGUUCGCUGGUCAACAACCGCACCCAGGCCAAAGUGGCAGAGGAGCUGGGCAUGCAAGACUUUGCCAUCACCAACGACAAAACCAAGCGGCCUGUGGCGCUCCGGACAAAGACCCUUGCUGACCUGUUGGAGUCUUUUAUUGCAGCGCUCUACAUUGACAAGGAUCUGGAAUAUGUGCACACCUUCAUGAACGUCUGCUUCUUCCCCCGACUGAAGGAAUUCAUUCUGAACCAGGACUGGAAUGACCCCAAGUCUCAGCUGCAGCAGUGCUGCUUGACUCUAAGGACAGAGGGCAAAGAGCCCGACAUCCCUUUGUACAAGACGCUGCAGACAGUGGGACCCUCCCACGCCCGCACCUACACCGUCGCCGUCUACUUCAAGGGCGAGCGUAUCGGCUGCGGCAAAGGACCGAGCAUCCAACAGGCAGAAAUGGGAGCUGCCAUGGACGCGCUCGACAAAUAUAACUUCCCACAGAUGGCUCAUCAGAAGCGCUUCAUCGAGCGCAAAUACCGUCAGGAGCUGAAGGAGAUGAGGCGCGAGCGCGAGCGACAGGACGACGACGACGAGCCCGACGACGGCAGGAAGUGAUGACGAGGCGGAACGUCGUCUCCUCAUGCUCGUGAGUGGCCAGGCCGUCAAUGUCGCUCGUACACUGAAAACACACCUUUUAAAGUAUUCUAAAUAAAAUCAUACGUCAAUAGUUGUCUUCCCAGAGUGGUAUCAAGUGGACACAUGAAAGAAAACACGUUUGAAGAUAUUUAAUCGCGUCAUAUAAAUAUUCCGUACAAAAUGUCACCUUGUACAAAGCAGAAGUAACGGGACAGUCAGACAACCCCCCAAACAUGUUUUGUUUUUUUUAAUAUAUUUGCCUACGCUCACAGAACUCCACAUUUGUCACCAACGGCCCACGGCGUCUACACAUCGACAACCAACAUCUACCAGGACAGCGCCACCAUGUUUGCGUCAGAGGGGGUGAAUAAAGACAGAGAUGCGCAGCAAAAAGAAAAAUCCUCGGCGAUGUCGCGGCAGCAAAUAUUUGAGGUGUCGCGUUAUGUCCUCCGUCGUCCUAAAGAGACUUCCUUUGAACAAAUUCACUAAAGUCUGUUCCCAGCAUUGGUUUUCCUGUCCGCCAUUACCUUGAGCACAGCCGGGGGGCGCUGUGAGUGCUGAGGUGAAGAUGUCUGUACAGUGUUUUUGAUCAUGAACGUACACAAGCUAAAGAUCACAAUAUGCAGCGUGAUGUUUGUCGCACAAAAAGUACACAACUGCGCCAGCGUGUUCGUCACAGGCAGCAGCGGCACAAUAAAAACAAAGAAGAAAAAAAAAAACAGUUAGAUAUAUUCCGGCGGGCGUGGCCUAACACCACACAGAGGUCCCUUUGCCCUAACUACCACGUGACGGGCCACAUGACGCCUACCCUCAGGGUGUCCAUCCGCCAUCUUGUGCGUUCGCCCUGGCACAGAAAGUCGCCGCCCGUUAGGAAUCUCUGUCGCUGUCGUCGGCGCCGUACAUGUCAGCCAGUUUCUUAAAGCGCGGCCCCCACUCGCUCAGGUAGUUGUAGUCCUGCUCGCCCUCGGUGGUGGCCGACUCCAGCGAGCUGAGCGACUCGGCCACGGAGCCGCUGCCCUCGUAGGCGUACGUGGCCAGCGAGUCGUACGGCGGAGCAGUGGCGUCGCCGUCGUUGUCCUGGAUCCUCUGGUUGAUGAAGUCCCUCACGUCGCCGUUGUUGUUGUCCCGGGCCGAAGGGGGCGCGGGCCGCCUGGCCGGUGGGUAGUAGACCUCGGGGAGGAUGUCCCGCCGCUGCUUGGCGUCCUCGAUGGCCUCGGGGUUGCGCAGCGUGCCGAUGUCGAAGGCCUGGGUGUCCUCCUCGCCGCCGCCCUCGUCGUUGUAGCUGACCACGUUGUCCCGCACGUCCUCUUUGGAGAUGAUCAGGGGCUCCUUCUUGCGUUGCCUCCUCAGGGCGGCGAACAAAACCACGAUCACUGCGGGCGCAGGGAACAGGAAACAGUCAGGAGCGCGGCCGCCAACAUAGAUAUUUAGUACCGCCACCGUACUCUAUUCCUGUCUUCACUUCUACUCGUCAACCAAAUAACAUCUUUUUAUUUGUUUUACUUUCACUUUAAAUUAUGUUUCCAAUCAAUCAAAGUUUAUUUAUGUAGCCCUAAAUCACGAGUGUCUCAAAGGGCUGCACAAGCCACAACGACAUCCUCGGCUCAGAUCCCACAUCAGGGCAAGAAAAAGCAACCCAAUGGGCUACAAUGAGAAACCUUGGAGGGGACCGCAGAUGUUUUCAUUCUUAUUUACUUCCUUGACUAUAGUCCCUAUCUAGAUUAGCUGUUUUUAACCUUUUUGGCCUCAGGGUCGGGGCCCCCUCAAAUGUUAACUGUGAAUUAGUAAUCUCAUCUACAUCAUAUUAACCACAUAUGUAACCUCCUCACAGUUUAACACAGGCCUGGGCAAUUAUUUUGACUCGGGGGCCAAAUUUAGAGAAACAAAUGUGUCUGGGGGCCGGCAGUGUUUCCCACACAUUCAUUUAUUUGUGGCGGCCCGCCACAAAAGAAUUACGUCCGCCACAAAUACAAAAUAUUUUUUUUAUUUUUUUUUGUCCUGUCCAGCUUCUCAGGCAAAUCAUAUAGUUGAUGUAGAUGCCCUUAUAGGCUGUUCAGAUUUACUUUACAAAAGAGAAGUGUAGGAUACUUCUCUUGUUGCCUUAUUUGUAUUUGACCACUACUAUUUUCUGUUUAUUUGUUACUGACUGUGGCAGGACACCUCUGCCUCUGUUUCACUUUAUGUUGCUGGUAAAUAAUAUGGUUGUAGUAGUAGGCUAAAGUUAAAUUAUUUAGUAUGCACUAAUUAAAGGGGCAGAGCUUUAAGAGACAUUUUAGCUUUUAUAUUUUAUAAGAUAUAUUUUUUGUAAGACCCACAAUUAAUAAAUAUAUUUCAGUGAAUAACUUAUUGUUCAAAUCUGUAUAAUAAUAUGUACAUAAAGUGUUGUAAUUAUAUUGUAAAAUGGAUGGAUGUUUAAAACAAAACUGUUAUUAUUAAUUAGUAAGUAUACAUUUUUUGAGCCUUUUUAGAGAAAAUCAUAUCAUUGUAGUAAAUUAUGCAAAUUACUCGAUGAUGUCAUUGUGACCACACCCCCACCGCCACGGGUAUCUUGCCAGUUUAUGGGAAACACUGGGCCGGUAUAUCUGACUUUUAGGAACACUAAUACAAAACCUCACAAUAAUGUCUGAUUGAAUGCUAAAAAUGUUAUGACAGACCACCUCAAAAAACGGAAUGGAAUUUUAAUUUUUUUUACUGAAUGAGACACCCAGAAUGUACAUGAAAAUAAAGAAUGUGGGAUUUACAGUAUUAACUAUGAACGAUAAAACACAAAAUAUUGACAACAUAUGAACGUCACACCCCCUUUCGAUCGACAUAUUUUACAAUCAAGCGAAACGCAACAAAAAUGCAACACAGCGAAAUAUGAACGCGCAGGGUAAAAAUAAAACACACCUACAAUCUGAUAUAUGUGAUAUAUCACUAAACUUUAGUACUUUGUUGUAAAAAUCCUCUUCCGCCUCUGUUCCUGACACCCACAUUUCAGGCUGGCGGCACUGGAAACGCUUGAUGCCUCGUCUGAGCUGCUGUGACUUAGAUUACCAUAGUGACUAAUUAGAUUGCCAUAGUAACUAAUUAGAUUGCCAUAGUAACUAAUUAGAUUACCAUAGUAACUAGUAUAUCCUGCAAAAGCGCAGAUUCCAACCAUUGAAAUACUUUGUAUAGUUCAAGACUUACACUCAUUUGAAAACAUCCCUGCACAUCAUAAUAAUGGCAGCUACCGUUUUCAUCUUAAAGAUCUAAAAAAAAUUGGGGAAUGUCCGACGGGCCAGAUUAAAAAAUCUUAACGGGCCUUAAUUUGCCCAGGUCUGGUUUAACAGGAUACACCCUGUGCAAUGAUAUGAAAUCUUACAAAUAUUAUCAAGGUUUGGGUCAGGCUGAUUAGAAAAAUAAAUACUGAUCAAAUAUACUGCAAAAGAAAGUACUCAUAAAACCAGGACAUACAAUUACACUGUGCUGAAAUAAAUAGACCAACUAAAUGACCAACAAUUUAGUCAUAAUUUUUGCGCUUAAGAAACUUCUCUAUGUAACUCCAAAAAUAUUGUUUGUUUGUUACUGUCAUUAUUGCCACAAGUGGUGAAAAAGUGUUCUACAACUGAGUACCGCUGUGGCCCAUACAAACCUCAGCUGAGAAACAGAUUUUUUGUUGGCCCUAUGGUUAAGAAAAUUGAUCUAGAUGAUUUAAAUCUUUAUGGUCAUACAACAAACAUUGCAGUAAUUCUGUUGCUUUAUUAUGUAAGACUAUUAUUUUAUUAAUUAUAACGUUUUGGUUUAUUUACAAGAUGAUAUUGAAACUGUGACUAACUUAUAUAUAUUCCCUGAAAUGUUUCCUAAUUUUGGAUGAAUUAUUUGAGCAACAAUUCAUAUAUAUAUGUUUUAAUUCAACAUGUUUAAAAAAUGUAUUUUCAGUACUGGCAUUUAUUUUAUUUUAUGGGCAAUAUUAAAGUGCUUUAUGGUAUUUAAUGGCAUUUGUCUUUUUCUAUAUUCCAUGACUGUUUACAUUGUUUAAUAAUGACCAUUAUUAAUUAAUUAGUGACCAUUCACAUUUUGUAUACAUUUAGCAUUUUUCCAUUUUAGGAGCAAUAUUACAUGUGAUAUUGUAUUUAGUUGCCUUUGUCUUUCUAUAUUUCAUGACCUUUCACUAUAUUUUUAAAAUGUUAUAUUUCUAGUGUUUUUCUU
Molecule: messenger RNA, 8304 nt
Organism: Entelurus aequoreus (snake pipefish)
Lineage: Eukaryota; Metazoa; Chordata; Actinopteri; Syngnathiformes; Syngnathidae
Gene: drosha
Product: drosha ribonuclease III
Biological process (GO): regulation of gene expression; rRNA processing; primary miRNA processing
Cellular component (GO): nucleus
Molecular function (GO): ribonuclease III activity; double-stranded RNA binding
Source: RefSeq, a predicted model, not a curated record